UCGAGACCGUGCCGUUAAAGCUACCAUGUAAUGUUUACUUCUUUGGAACAACGGCGUGUCCUGCUUGGUUAACAGUGUUGGAGAUCGCAGAUGCGGUAUCUAAUGUCGUGUAAAUCACAUUUUCCCUGCGAGACAUUCGUUAAAACGGAAUCCUAUUUGCAUCGGGAGUAUUAGUGGUUCAUCCUGCGGUCCGUGUUCAUGAUGGCGAUGUUCCGCAGUUUUGUGUCUGCUGCUCAGCUCAGGCAGCAUCAGCAGCAAAAUGGAGCCGCUGCAGCCGCACCUGGGGAAAGCCUGGAGAGCCAGUUCUCCUGUCCCAUCUGUCUGGAGGUGUACCACAAACCUGUCAGCAUCGCAAGCUGCGCCCAUACUUUCUGUGGGGACUGUCUACAGCCGUGUCUGCAGGUGACGUCGCCUCUCUGUCCACUCUGCCGCAUGCCUUUCGAUCCAAAGAAAGUGGACAAAUCCUCCAGCGUGGAGAAGCAGCUCUCUUCAUAUAAGGCACCAUGUAGAGGGUGCAGCAAAAAGGUCACCCUGGUCAAAAUGCGGUCGCAUAUUUCAUCUUGCACAAAGGUUCAGGAACAGAUGGCCAAUUGCCCAAAGUUCAUGCCUGUGGUCCCCACCUCACAACCCAUUCCCAGCAAUAUUCCAAACCGUUCCACAUUUGUGUGCCCGUACUGUGGUGCUCGCAACUUGGACCAACAGGAACUAGUGAAGCACUGCAUGGAGAACCAUCGCAAUGACCCCAACAAAGUGGUAUGUCCAGUAUGUUCAGCUAUGCCUUGGGGUGACCCCAGCUAUAAGAGCUCAAACUUCCUGCAGCAUCUUCUACACCGGCACAAAUUCUCCUAUGAUACAUUUGUGGACUACAGUAUUGAUGAGGAGGCAGCACUGCAGGCAGCACUGACCCUCUCACUGUCUGAGAACUGAGAGUCUGACAUGUAUUCUGUUCCACAAACACAGUCAUGUGAAGGAUCUUCUCACCUGUCUUGUUUUAGGCUAAAUAUUUUCAUUGUUCCUCUGUUUUCCUCUCACUCUACCUCUCUUUUGGUCUGUAUUUCUGAGCUACACUCAAGCUAGGUCCUGAAGUAGCUCUACAGCUUUGGUUGCCAGUUUGCAUAACUUGUGAGCAAGGUUGUCACUUCCUGAAUUUGAAGGGGAGGAACUUAGGGUUGCUUAUCAUCAUCAUCAUCAUCAUCAUCAUCAUCAUUAUCGUAACCGUCAAAACAUCAACCAACAAAACAUUGAUGUAUGCAAAAAGUCAGACAAAGGAAUAGAUAAAUAUACCCAUGCUUGUUCUUGUUGUUCUUCCUAUUGUUUUCUAUCCAAAUGUGACAUAGACCCCAGCAGUGAAGUGUAAAUCAGUACAGAGGGAUCAGCGGUCUAAACAGUGCGUCAUGUUAAAGCAAAGCUGAAAAGUGAACUAUGUUGGGGUUGGCUGUCCUCGUGAUGAACUCUCAUCUUUAGGCAAUACCUAUAGAGAAUAGAGAGAAUGAGAAAUUGAUCUUCAGCAUCCUCAUUAUCACUCAUUUCAUCAUUUAUGGAAUGCGGAAAACCAUCUGCCCUUUUUCAAUCAAGAGUUGAUGUGAAUACUUGCACUCGUCACAGUUUUCUACAUGUCUGAAUUCUAGUAUCGUUGUUCUUUUAUAGUUCAAUAACAGAAUAUUGACCGACAGGACUGCAUACUGCUCUUAACUUGCUACAGUAAUAUUUUCUAAGAAGCGUCAGCUAAGAUUAAAAUUUAUAUUUUUGGAAAAAAGUUUCAGUUUUAAAUGGUGCACUAAUAAUAAGACGGCAAGCCUCUAGAGGUGUGCUGAAACGUUUUAUCUUUUAAUGUAUCCAUUGGUACUGUUCAUCUGUAUCACUCAAUAGUGCUGACUUCAAGUCCUUUGGGAGAUUUUUAUUUACGAUUUCCGUAAUCUUAAUUAUGAUGUGACGUGAAUUCAAGCGAUUUGGUCGGAAUAAGAUGGAUUCAUUGGGAAAGUUUCUUUCUCCCUCGAUCAUUUCUUGAUAAAACAUUGGAAGCUUUUUAGCACAUAUUUGACCGUUCUUGUGCUGCCACAGAAAAUGAUGUGAAACUUUUGCACACUUAAAUAUCACCGUUUGGCCCAGGAUUGGUUUAUUAGCAUGGUCUACUUAGCCCACUAGUCGAAUUUACACCCUCUGCUUUUUAAAAGCUCCCUUUUCCAUUCAAAAUUAUGAUGUGAAUUUAUUUUCACAGCUGCAUUGUAUUAUGAUCAAUACCAGCUUCCGUCACAAUUCUUGUAUUGACAGGCAUGUCCACUAAAUACAAUUAUUCCAAUGUGACUUGAAAGCAGCAUUAAUAUGGAGAAACUUGAGAACAUCCUAAAAGGAAGUGGAAGAGUGUGUAGUUGUACACUUUGGCCACAAAGUCGUUCAGAGCGCAUACUCAAUUUUUUGUCUUUUACUACUACUGGUAGGUUUUCUGUGCUUUGUAAGUGUUGAAUCCAAGCCAAUGUACAGUGUUAAGGAGCACUGAUGUUUAGAGGAGCACUGGUGUGAUGGGGCUAGGCAUGAGGGAUCGGAAUCUAAUAUCCCUGCUUUGCAGUCAUACCUAACCAACACCUUGAGUUGACCGUUAUGAGAGAAACAUACUCUACACAGGUACACAAAUGUGAAUGCCAAAGCAUAGCGCAAAGUCAACGGUUUUUGUUUUCCUUUCUCUUACAGUAUUUACAACCAAACAAUGUAUUAAGAUAUGUAAAACCAAACAUGUCUCCCAGGAAUGUCGGUGUUAUUACAGUGUAAUAACUGUAGCGUUACCAAACCACAGUACUCAGAAUGCGAUAGUCACCUUCAAAUUUCUGUGAUAUUAAACUGGAUGCAUUUUUAAGUGGCUAGCUAUAAACAGAUUCUUGUCAAACUGUUGUUUUGCCAUGACCAUACUUGACACAAAAGAAAACUGCCUCUAUAGAAAACAGUUUAUGCUAAUGUCUGCUAUAUUACAGGAUUGCUGUGAAUAGAUACUUAUGUUAUGAAUUGCGUUCUGACACAUUUUGGAAUAGAAUCAGCUAGAAUCAUUUGCAUUUAUGUACCUGCAUAGUGUAUGUUGCAGAUCUACGAUGAUGUGCUCCAAGCUUCUGAGUUUCUGUGGUGCGCUUAGUUUGGCAGAUUUGUUUGAUGCUGGCGCAUCAUUACGCAUUUGAUGUAGAUCUGAUAACUUUGCCAGAUGUAGUGGUUUUGAUAUAUUUAGAGCCAAUCUUGGCAAAAAAAAAGAAAAAAGCGGAAGACCGUUAGGGCCGUUUGGAAACAUUUGUUUUUAAAGUUACACAUUUUUUUUUAGAAUAAGAUGAUGUUUCAAUUUGAUUCAUUUCUGUGUUGACGAGUGUUUGUUUAAUCUGUCGCAAUAGAGCUGUUGUGUUUAUCUCCAUUUUGUGAAUUAUUGUUAUUUUAGCAAGGUUAAGCGUGUCACAAUCAUUCAAUCAUUGUCUAAUCUGAAACUCAGUGGCCAGGAAUGAAAUCGGUUUGAUUUCUGUAAAGGUCUGCAGCAUGAGAGUGACUCUCCAUGACUUGGAAGAAAGGAGCAUUUAUGAACUUGUGUGAUGUGAAAAGUCAUUUGCUUCCAUAAAUAUCUUGCUGUCAGUUUCUAAUCAUUUAGAAAGUUUAAUGUGUAAUCACUUAGAGUGAUCUUUCCUGUAUGGUUUUCUUAAAAGCCAUAGUAGUUUGUAUUGAUUUAUUUAAGAAUUAACACUGUGUCCUAAUGGCAUGACAAAAUCUUCCAUGCAAAUCAGAGUUUUUGUCCUUGCAGCUUGGAUUCAUUUGAAGUUACAAGCAUUUUCACGAUUUUGUCUCAUUAGUAAUUCUGUUCUGAGUGUGAAUAAUCAUCUAAUUUGUUCUGAUUUGCUUUGUGUUUUUGCAUUUUCACUUUCAGUAUGGACAAACAAAUUACAGUACAUCUCUGGAAAUUUGUCAUAUCUCUUUGGGACACAGUGUUGGAUGUCAUUUGUCUUUUGAUGUACAUUUGUACCGAAUACAGGGCCAUUUAUAAUUGUGUAAGGCCCUCUGGGGAAUGUUGGAAUGUCCUUGUUGGUAUUUAUUAAGGGGCCUGUUAAGAGGCUUAUACAUUCAUAGUAUAAGUGAUCACUUUUUUCUUUUUUUUUUGGUUAGUUUGUAAAUAAAAUGGCAAGACUGCCACAUUUUUUUGUGGCUUAUGUUGACAUUUGGAUUAAGGUGCAAUCACCUUUUCUGCUAAGAAGCAUGUUAAAAACAUUGCACUUUAAUUAAGUCAAAUGUCUUUUGAUGAUUGAGUAGGAAUUUUGUUCCAGUUAUUUAACUGCCAAAUGUGUUUUACAAGAGGCAGAUAAUUUGUCAUGUCAUUGUUAUGUGAACAGGGUAGGUCAGGUAAAAAAAAACAAAAAAAAAAAACAUCAAACAUUUUCAGAAAUGCAGUCACUUUUCAGAAAUUGGUAAUAUUGUAUUAUUAUUUGCAAAAGCAUGAUGGCAAAAAAAGUCCUCACACUAGUAAAAACUAAGCAGAAAUAAUUUUUCAAUAGUUUCCAAACAAGAAUUGCCUACUAAAAAUGUUUUCAUUGUAUUUGAUGGCAAUGUGUUUUUCAUUGGCUUCUUUUGAGGUUUUACAUGGUGUCAGUAUUUUUGGUCUUGUUUUGAAAGUUUAAGAUGAAAUUGAAGAGUAGAGAAAGUAGAAAAAGACAACCGAGUUUCCCAGUAUCCUAAUGUUUUUACUCAAUAAUGAUGUUGUUUUUUUAAGUGUCUAAAUAUAGUGCUCAAACAAUAUUCAUGUGCACAGCUGUAGCAUAGUAUGUAAUUUUUUUUUUUUUUUUAAGUGAAACUUUUGAUAUUGUACAACACAGCUCUCCAGUUCUGAUACCUUUGAGAAUGACCUUAAAAUGUAUAUUUUUCACUCUUUUUGUAUUGUAACAUCAAUGCAUACUGUCACAGAUAAACAUAGAGAACUUCUGCAUUUCUUAUAUUGGUUGACGGCUAUCCACCAGAACAACAUAAACAACCAACGGAUGGCUCACGGUUUGUCUAUAUAUGAAACUUAAUGAAUGGCCAAGGACUCAUUAGAGUACAGUGGCUCAGAACUGUAGUAACAUCUUUUUAUUACUGGACCAGUAAACACUGGAUGCUUGAGGAUGAAACGUGGCGAACUCAUGGACAUGUGAUGGACUCAGUGCUCAAGAAUAAUGUUACUGAAUGCACCCGCACGGCGGCGGCUGUCCAGGAAACUCUACUGAGAAGCUGUGUUUUGUGCUGCCGUAGGCAGAGGGCGCCACAGCCUCUCAGGUGCCUCCAGUGAUCCGGUGGCUGCAGGACCGGCAUUUGUGUGUUUGCUCGGUGUGAUUAUGCAUUCACGACUAUGAAUAAUAAUGAGAUAAUAGUAAUAACAUUGCUGAUGUUAAUGAUGGUGUGCAUUUUUGAAGCUGUAAUACUGACUGAGGUUUAAUAAGAUACUUACACAGUGUAUUUGUAGCAGUUUUCCCCUUAAUAAAAACACAGAUGCACCCAUCUUUAAUGGCAUUAUCCUUUGGUGUGUUAACCGUUUUUCCACAAACAAUUUGGAGGAAUGAAAGAGAUCCUUGGUUUUUAAAAAGUGUAAAUAUUCUGACCCAGCUUGAAUAUGGAAUUAUAUGUUUAUAAACUGUGCCACAUUACCCAAUGUUCCAAAACAGCUUUUAUCACCCUAUUAUAUCCCCUGCAGAGCCAGUUUCAGCAGUUGUUACAGCCUUGCAAAGUGCUAAUAGUUAUUUAAUAUGUAUUAUGGCAAACUUUUCACUGUAAGUGUAAAAUUUAUAGUUUGAACUCACUUUAUAGUAAACUCACUUUUUAGGUGAUGGUAGGAUCACUUUUUUUCCCAUCUGCCUUCUAAGAAAUUAUUCAAUGCAAAAUGGCAAAUAGCAGUCUAAACUCAGCAAAUAUUAUAUUACUUAAAGUUAAUUAUUCUCAUGCUUUUUUUUUUUUUUUUUGGAAAACAGUUGUAUUUAUUGCAUUUAUGUUUGAUUUAAUAGGUAAUACUUUGCAAUUAAUUUCGAUUUCCAUUAGGCAAAAUAUGAACCAGGGUUAUUAAAAAAAACUAAAUCAUAAAAAAUGUUAAAGGAGUCAUCGAAUGCAAAAUUCACUUUUACAUGUUGUUUGAACAUAAAUGUGUGUUGGCAGUGUUUUUUUUUUGUUGUUGUUGUUUGUUUGUUUUUUUUAAUCCCUAUAAAUAAUAUCCCCUUUCUCAAAUCAAGCCGU
Molecule: messenger RNA, 6213 nt
Organism: Onychostoma macrolepis
Lineage: Eukaryota; Metazoa; Chordata; Actinopteri; Cypriniformes; Cyprinidae
Product: E3 ubiquitin-protein ligase RNF166
Exons: 6
Coding region: 199-927 (242 amino acids)
Biological process (GO): protein polyubiquitination; ubiquitin-dependent protein catabolic process
Molecular function (GO): ubiquitin protein ligase activity
Source: RefSeq, a predicted model, not a curated record